AUGUCGUCGCAGAUCGAGGAAUUCGAAGAGCUGCUGCAACUGAACGAGGACUUCUGGGGCAAGUUCAAGGACAUGCCGUCGAUGGCUCUCGCCACAGAGAAGGAGGAUGUGCUGAUGAUCCUCCAGAACUUUGCGCUGAUCAGAAAGAGGCACAAUUGGCUCUUCCAGUUGCUGAAGGCCACGGUGCAUAGGACGCUGGACGCGUGGACCGCCCCGGAGCUGGCGGCUCUUUGCCAGAGCUUCGGUGAGCUGCUGUUCCUCCACGAGGAUCUGCUGUUGGCCAUGGCGCCCCAGGUCCUCGCCACCGGGAGUAUGGCUUGA
Effrenium voratum is the source of this 321-nucleotide messenger RNA. Lineage: Eukaryota; Dinophyceae; Suessiales; Symbiodiniaceae. The record is from the annotation of a GenBank genome assembly.